GGCAUAAAAGAAAUCAAAGGCGCAGUAGAAAGCAACGAAAGGCAACGGCGACUGCGAUCGAUCGUUCGACUUUUCUAACUCGCGCGCGUCUGGCUUUCUUUUGUUCCGUGUCCCGCCAAUCACGGCGCGCGUACACACGCACACGUUGCACACACGCACAGGCUCGCCAAAAAUUCUAUUCCGCAUGCAUUCUUCUGUUAACACGCGCCGAGAGCGGCAGCAAGUCCACGUUCUCCCCGGGUGCCAAUUUUCAUUUCGGCGCCGAAGUCCAGAGUUGGUCGCACCACGCGCGGUGAUGGCUAAGAAUUUGAUCGAUCGAAACCGCGCCGGCGGCAUGCGCCAUGUAGUGAUAACUCGAGUAUGCGCGAGUGUCCCAGUACUGUUUUCAGUGGUUUGUGUUUCAAUGGUUUGUUUUUUUUCGGGUAGAUUAUAAGGACCCGGUGGUCCCUGGUGGAUCCUGGCGCGUUAUGCGCGUGUGAUUUAUCCCUUAUUGCGUGCAUAUGCGUGAUUGUGCUCGUGCUCCUGCUGGUGCUCUGUGUGUGUGUUGAUAGGGAGAGUUAGGUUGUUGCAGCAGUGGUCAACUAACUAAACGAAUCUCAACGAAACGCGAGUGUCGUCGUUUUCCUCUGUGUCGAGCUUCUCGUUGUUUAUGUUUUGUUUGUGGAUUUUACGCUCAGACGACCAGAGCGCGCUCUGUUUAGUGCGCUCGCAGUGACUGUUGGUGUGGUUGUGUGGCGGCGUGUGCGUGCGGUCAUAGUUGCGACUGUGUGGGUUGUGUUAGUGUUUGCUGUGCUUAAUCUGGGAAUACGUGUUAGCCAGCGGCCGAUGUGCCACUGUCCAAUUGUCCACAGCUGGGAAGAAAGGAAGAGAACCGACUCUCUGUCCUCGUCGUCGUCGUCGUCGCGCUGUGAACAAGCACGACCUGGCUCGGCGGACCGGACCGCCCCGGAGGAGUAGUAGUUCGAUUCAGUUGCACAAUUUUAGCAGCGCGAGUGAUGUGUGAUAGCGCAACAACGCGCGUGUAAUAAGACGACGAAAGCCAAAAAUAAAGCUACCUUAAAGGGACAACACGGAGAGAAGCACAACACCACCACGACGCUGAGCGGAUCAGGUGUCCUCGCCCACUCACUGGUCAGCGGCAAGGUCCCUCUAGCCCGUUGAUCUCACAAACAAUAACAAUUCUGCUUGCUGCGGGCGCUGAGCUGAGUGUGGUGCGCAGCUGUGGCAACCGUCUGGAUCUGUGUCAGGGAAGGAGAAGGUGAAAGAGUGUGAAUAUCACCGAUUGCGGGUCGUGCGGGGAGGAGCGGUGAGCGCAAAUAGUGUAGCCAACGAAUAUUGAUAAGAGAGUGCGCACACGGUGGUGACGGCAGUAACAGUGUUGUGACGGUUAGACAGCGAAAGAAACGGAAGCUAGUGCACAGGCUAGGCGGCAAUCAAUCAAUUUGUCUCCUCAACCAAGCAACAUUACCGCUGCACCGUUCAAUUUAGCGCGUCUCCUCAGCCUACGAUUUAGCAACGGUGGUACACCCAACAAGACCGGACUGUCUUGUGGUGCCUGAGUGCUGCUUUGUGCAGCCAGGAGGAGCCGGUGGAGUGCGGUUGAGCCGUGCGUACAGCAGGAGGGGGUGUGCAGUUUUGGCUUUGAAUGAACAGCGGCAAUGGGAAUAAAGGCGAGCACCGCGAAUGGAGGACAGCAGAGUCCUAGGGCACGCACUUUCUCCACAAGCAGCAGCAGUGAGGUGGUAUCUGGCACCACAGGCGCCCCGUACGAAAUAUCGUCCGCUAGUACCGAUCCCGACCCCGAAGAGAAUGCCGCCAAUGCCGCCCCCAGUGCCGCUUCGCUCGCGCUGGGGCGAGUGUACGCUACAUCACUACCAACUCACAUUUGGUCAUUGAAUGGUAUAAAAUGUCCAGUAUGUAGCAAAUUCGUGAUGCCUGAUGAUAUUGAGUGUCAUCUUGUAAUGUGCCUAACAAAGCCCCGUCUGUCAUAUAACGAGGAUUGCUUAGCUGAUGCAAAGGGAGAAUGUGUCAUUUGCUUAGAAGAUCUAUCUCCCGGUGAUAUAAUCGCUAGACUACCGUGCUUAUGCAUCUACCACAAAGGAUGCAUCGACAAAUGGUUUGAAGUCAAUCGCAGCUGUCCUGAACAUCCUGGCGAUUAGUGUAAUAUCCGUUACUGCAGGAGAAACAGCGUCGGUGCAGAUCCUUCUUCGUUGGCGGCGUACCCCGAUCGUGAACUGUGUCGACCGUUGUUAUUGGUGCCGAUGAUCACUCGUCUCGUCGUGUCGGAAAAACCCCGUGUGGCUGGUACGUUCGUCUCGCUGGAGACGUUGUUGUUGUUGCAAGCGUCGCUCGCCUAUCCGGUCAGCUAGGAUCCUACGUGGAUUUCCCCGGCGUUUACGAUGUUCCUCCGGUACCGGCGACUGUUGUUGUAAGCUGCGUCGAUUUGUGCGUUUCCUGAGACGAGGGUUCGUGAAGCGUGGGAAGGGUACGGGCAGGCAACGCUAGGAAUAUGAAGAAGUGGCCCGGCAAUGAUAAUCAGAGGCGGGACGCUUCAUCCCCCCCACACUUAUUUGCGCUCGAGGGUCACCGGAACGUGUUGAUCCUCGAGUGUUAGUCCUAGAUUUUUUUCUCUUAAUUAUAUGAUGUUAUUGAUGCUUUUAUACGAUAUUGAUUUUUCUUUUACAUUUUUUCUUCACAUUGGCUCAUUUUCUUCUACGUUUUGGGUCCAUCAUCUGUGCGUCGGCUUUGGCGGCUUUGGGUAAAACAUACUUUUUCCCUUUUCUUCUUGGCUUUUUACCAGGACCCUUCGUGAUUCUAACGCAUCUCAAAUUUUCGUUUUACAUAUUCUUCACAUUUGCUCCUAUUUCUUCUAUCUUCAAAUAGUGUCCCUUCACGGUUCGUAAUUUUUGUUUCUUUUCGGCUAGUUUCCGGGAUCCUUCGCAAAAUUAUUUUCCUGAAUUUUUCCAUUUCAAACAUCUUUCCAAUUUUCGCCUAAUUUUCCUUAUAUCUUUCCCUAUCUCUGAGUCGAAUGUUUGUAGACUUAUGGUAAGUUGUAUGAUUUGGAUGACGAUACUCUGAAUUAAUUGGCGCGUGAUCGAGAACACUUCGUAUACCGCACGUUGCUCACGGCUUGCUAAUUUUCGUCCUUGUUACAGAUAGUGUGAUUUGCCUCUUACUACUAGUUUCUUCAUAGUGAUUUCUAGAUUGUAAUAUUUGAUGAUAGCGAUAGUCAGCAUAUUUUUGUUUUUUUUUUUUUUUGAAUAUAAUUGUGAAAUACGCAAAGCUUGACCUACUUUUUCUUUUACAUUAUGGUUACGGCCUUAGGUAUGGUUCGUAUUUUGGGAGGAGGGAUUUUGGGUGUUAAUGGUUUAGGGGUUUGGCUUACUGUGCUCUGGAUCGUCGGGGCUUUCUUUUCGGGGCAUUCGGAGCUCUGCGAAGUCGGAGUGUCGGCUGUUGGUACUACGCUGUUGACUUCGGGGGUGUUCAUCUGUUUUUCUGUUACUUCGAGUGCGCUGUUGCCUUCGUGGUUGCGGGGUGCUCCAAUUUGCCAUUUGAUUCCAAGACGAACUCGAAGUAGACAUAUUACCAUUAGUGCGGCCGCAAACAUGCUUGGCCACGUCACCCAUGGGUUUUGUAGUGGAAUCUCGAUUAAUUGUCGAAGCGACGGUGUGUCUGCUUUUAAGUCUGCGACAUCAAUAGCUAAUUUCCGUAGGAUGUCCGAUGUCAGAAAGGGUUCCACUGAGAUCCUUUCCUUAUUAUUAUUAAAGGACUUAUUAUCCUUUCCGGUGUGAGUUCCUUCGUGAUCCGAGCUAGACUAAGUAAACCCGGUAGCACAUCUCCGGAUUGGGUGGUCGGUAAACGUGCAUGAGAGGGAAUUUUUUCUGCUUGUUCUUGGAGCUGAUUCAUCACUAUCCCGGGGUUUACUAGCUCCGCUAGAUCGGCUAUUGACAAUCGAUCUUCGGUGAACACGUGUAAAAAGCUUUGAGUGCUACGGUGGAAAUGUUGUAGCAGGUGGGUUACCCAUAUGCCGAUUUCUACUAGCUGCUGUUCUAGACGUAGAGUAAUGCCGGCUUCCUUUGUAAAAUUAGCUCCGGCCUGCAUUUCUUUUUGCAUCUGGUGUUCGGCCUCUUCCAUUUGCCUAAGCGUAUCAUCUACAUGGUGCGUUGCUUUCGCGAUUUCUUUGUACAACGUCUCGACUACGUUUGUCUGGUGUGAAUAGGCUAAUUUAAGAUGCUCUUCAUUCUGUCGAAGCGAGACAAGUCCGGCAUUCACACGGGCUCUGUCGUCGGAAUCCAUGGCUCCUAGAUAUGCCAAAAUUCCCCUCUUUUGUUUCUUGGGGAAAAACUCUCGUAGAUAAACCAUCCAGUCCUUGUACUCGUUCGUGUUUCGUGUUAGGACGAUGGAGACCGAUUCACAUCGAUCGUCUUGUCGUAAUUUCAGUAGCUGCUGACAAUGUGUUUUGUGAAGCGCCGUAACAGUCUGCAAAUACUGCAAGUCGCGUUCCAUUUCCUUAAAAUCCCGCUGAACGAUGAUGCCGAGCUCUCCUUGCCUCACGAAUGUUGGCCCUUCCGAGUCCAUGUACAGCCGGGGUUGCAUAUCCGCCAUGAUGGCGGAGGCCAACGAGAUAAACCUGUCAUCAGAAUUAAACAUUAUCUUCUUUCGUCCUACGGGUAUGAAAUAUAUAUAUAAAUUUUUCAUUUAAAACUCUCCUAGAUCCUCUGUUCGAUGUUUACUUCUUUUUUUUUUUGUUCUCUUUGCCGUCCCUUACGUGUAUGCGUCAUUUUUCUAAAUCCCUUGUUUUCUAUCAUCCUUUUUGUGGGUGCGUAUAGUGCUUGAGUGUAAUAGUUGUUACUCUAUGAAUCGUUUUACUCGGUUGACAUGGACGCGUUCCAUGCGAUGUCCGUUUCUUACUACUACUGUCUGUUCGCUAGGUACGUCUACUACGGUAUAGGGCCCUCUCCACGUGCUUAGGAGCUUUUGCCCUACUCCCAUUGGGUUAGCCUGUAUCAAAAUUUUAUCCCCCCACAUGGGAUACCACUCUCGUGCGUCUCUGUCAUAGGAAACCUUGCGCCUUUCUUUGGAUAGCCAUAGGCUUUCCCGCGCAACCCCGUGGAUGUGUCGGAAGAUGUUAUGCAACUCCGUAACGUAGGUGUGGUAGUUGGUAUUGUUGUCGUGACUUUUGAAAAACGAGGUGGGCAGUUUGGGCUCCCGACCAUACAUAAGUUCGAACGGAGCGAACCCAGUUGAUGAAUUUACUGUAGUAUUGUAUAGAAAACAGAAAUACGGGAUAUGUAGAUCCCAUACGUAUGGGUUCCCUACCACGUACUGCCGCAAAUAGAUUUUUAGUUCCCGAUUGGCUCGUUCCACCAGGUUUGCUUGAGGGUGGUAUGCACUCGUAUUUAUCUUUUUGAUCUUCAACAGCUUGCAAGCGCUGACCAUAACCUGGCUCAUAAAAUUUGUCCCUUGAUCAGUGACUAAUUGCUCCGGAACUCCGUGCUCACAGAUAAUUCGUUCCACAAAGGCUUUUGCUACCGUGGUGGCCUCUUGGUUCUCCAUGGGUACCACGAUGAGGUACCGCGUGAGAUCAUCUUGCGCUACUAGUCCAUAUCUAUUCCCUCUCUCUGUCUCCGGCAGUACUACUAUAUCCAUGAAGAUUUUCUCGAACGGCACCGCGGCCGUAGUGGUUAUUUUCAUAGGUAUUUUGUUGAAUCGGCAGAUUUUGUUUUUCUGACACGACUCACACUUGGCAACAUAGGCUUCGAUGUCCUGUCUCAUAUUUCGCCAAUAGUAGAUUGCACCAAUCUUUUUCCUCAUGCGCUUUGCCCCGACAUGCCCCCCUAGAGGCGAGUCGUGAAACUCCCUUAGUAGCGUUGGUACUUCGUGCGGUUGUAUCUCCAUCCGCUCCGAGCUCGCAUUGUACAGGGAGAAAACAAAGCCGUGCUUUUCUCCCAAAAACUGGAUCAUCUGGAAAACCGCGAACUGCUUAAUCCUUUUGAAAGAAAGGAUGGGUAUCUCCUGUUGCCCCCCAGUCACUUCCUUUAAUUUCAAAAGGCAGCGCUGGAGCCUCUCCAAAAAAAGUUCACUGAUCACCAGCGAGUUGCUUUUUCCUUCUAAAACUAUUCCCAAUAUCUUCGCCUCGGGCACAUGUAUCACGUAUUGAGACGUGUAAUCCUUCAGCCCAUGUGGUGGAGUCCAAAUUCGAGAGAUGUCGCUAUUAACCGACCUGCUAUUUAAUAUUACUAUGCGGUAUCGUGAAGGGUCAUCUUCCAUACUACGGGCAAACUUAAUCUUGCGCCAAUUGAUAUUUUUCAUCAUACGAGCGUGUUCGAACUGCUCGUACAAUUCCCUGGCAAGCGAGAGAUCUCGAGAGUCAGCUUUGUCUGUUGUCGGUAAGUUCAUUAGAUCGUCGAUGUGUGGAUCCAUAUUAUUCUGGUUGUCACCCUCACUGGCUUGUUGUUGGGCUUCUUCUGCCUCGGAUUCUUCUUGCAUUUUUUUCUUCUGCGCUCGGGUCAAUAUUGCCACUAAUUGUGUCUCUUCCGUUUCCUCCGUUAUUUCAUUCCUCAAGUCUGGUGUGGGUAUGCGGGAUAAAAAGUCCGCUACCACGUUUUCGCGACCUUGCUUAUACCGUAUGUCGCACUCGAAACCCUGUAGUUUGAGUCUUAGUCGUGUCAGUGUGGGUGAAGUUUCCUUUAACUUCCAGAUCGAGACCAAUGGUCGAUGAUCCGUAUAUACGAUGAACCGUUGGCCAUACACAUAAUGCCGAAAAUACGCGGCUGCCCAAACGAUCGCUAACAGUUCCUUUUCAAUAGUGUGAUACCGUUCCUCUGCGCCCCGUAGUGCUCUGCUGGCGUAUGCAAUGGGCUGAUUUUCUGUUUUCUCAUUAGACAAAACUACUCCUAUCGCGAAUUGGCUGGCGUCAGUGGUCAGGACAAAUGUAUCAGCAUAAUUAGGUCUGACCAAAAGCGGCUCGCUUACUAAUGCGGCCUUGAGGCUAUCAAAUGAUUGCUGACAUUUUUCCGUCCAUAGGAACUUGACCCCAUCUUUGAGCAAAUCAUUGAGUGGCUUGCGCUUGUGUGCCACUCCGGGUAUAAAUUUGGCAUAGAAAUUUAUCGUUCCUAGCACUGACCUGACCUGUCUUACUGUUGUUGGGGGUUUCAGAUUGAUUAUCUUGCUCACAUUCUCCUUUAGUGGCUUUACCCCAUGUUCGCUUAUGUGAUGGGAUACUCUAUCUCCGUCCGCAGAAUCUGACAUUUCUGCGGUUCAAGUCGUAAGUUAUGCUUACGUAACCCAUUUAAUACCAGUCUCAAAUGCUCUGCGUGUUCGGAUAUCGAUCUUCCGUAAACGACGAUAUCAUCUAGGUAGACGACAGCCCGGACCCCUCGAAUCUCGUACAGUACCUUAUUCAUUAACUUUUGAAACGUCGAAGGGCUGUUUUUCAGGCCCAUGGGCAUUCGAGUAAACUCAUAGUGUCCAUACGGUGUGGAAAACGCCGUCUUGGGUGCAUCCCGUUCAUGAAUGGGAAUCUGAUAAAACCCGGACUUAAGAUCCAAUGUCGAAAAAUAUUUACUGUCCCCUAAUGUAUCCAAUAUGUCUGGGAUCAAGGGAAUCGGGUACACGAAUGGUACUGUAAUGACGUUCAAAGCACGAAAAUCUACUACGAUCCGGUACCGUUUGUUUCCCUGUGCAUCUACCGUUUUCUUUGGAAUACAUAACACUGGUGCAUUCCAAGGGCUAGUGCUGUCUUGAAUAAUGCCUAGUUUGAGCAUUUCGUCGAUUUGCUCGAUAACUUGCUGUUUCGUUCCCUCCGGGAAGCGGUACUGCUUUUCGAAAAUCGGAGUGCUGUGUGUUGUUUCAAUUUCGUGCACGGCAGCGUUGGUGCACACAAAGUCGUCGCCCUCUAGAAAAAAUACUUCAUUAAAUUGGGUUAUAAGUUCAGCAAUCUCCUUUUCUUCGGGAGGAAGUUUUGUUAAUUCCAUCAGUUUCGCAAUUCUCGCUGGCCCCGAGAUCUUCUGGGCAUCUCGAUAUUCUACCACGUCAUAGUCAAGAUUGGAGUCAAGAUCGAUUUCCUUAUACCAUUCUUCUUGCUCUUCUCGUUCCUGGUAAUCCUCGUUGCUUAUCGUCAUAACUAGUUCCCCCCCACACUUAUUUGUGGUUGAGGUUACUGCUUCUUGCGUCACCAUUCCCAGGGGUACGGUUUUAUGGGGUCCCUUCUUUUCAUGCCCUUCCCCUGACGUUGUUGGGUCUGACUGUGGGUGCAAUGUGAUCCGAUUACAACAGUAAUCGAUCUGAGCCGCGUACCUGCGUAAAAAUUCAGCUCCUAGGAGCCCUGGCAGCAUUAGCUCUGCUACUACCUGGAACUUUGUGGGGUAUAUAAUUAUACGUCUUUAUUGCGAGACGGACCGAUUAAGAGUACCGAGUGUUUCCCCACCUCGUGAACAUGACAAAAAAUGCUUACGCUGCUUAAAAUGCGCCCUAACCUA
This is a messenger RNA of Anopheles darlingi, 8480 nucleotides long. RefSeq names its product E3 ubiquitin-protein ligase ZNRF2-like. Lineage: Eukaryota; Metazoa; Arthropoda; Insecta; Diptera; Culicidae. The transcript is spliced from 8 exons. The record is from RefSeq and is a predicted model, not a curated record. The coding region runs from base 1659 to 2159 and encodes 166 amino acids.